This is a messenger RNA of Cavia porcellus (domestic guinea pig), 3082 nucleotides long. It is a transcript of the gene Rftn2, whose product is annotated as raftlin family member 2. Bases 441 to 1943 code for a protein of 500 amino acids. The record is from RefSeq and is a predicted model, not a curated record. Lineage: Eukaryota; Metazoa; Chordata; Mammalia; Rodentia; Caviidae. The transcript is spliced from 9 exons.
UUUUCAGCCUCCCCCCGCCCCUCCCGCUCCCCCUCCUGGGUCCCGCAUUGGCCGGGAGGAGGGGACACGGGCACAGGACAGAGAGGACGGAGCAGGCUGUCCACGGGCGCCCGGGCUCCCACUCGUGGACCGGCCCCGCGUCCUCCCCAGACGCUCCCGGGCCGGGCAUUGGCCCCGGGGACGACGUGGCACCGGUGGCAGCUCCGGGUCCCACCCAGCCCCUGCUGGGUGCAGCAUGGGCACGGAGGCUGGGCAGGAAGAUGGACAGGAAAGGCCCCCAGCCCCUGUCUCUGGACCCCGGCGUGCUCUUCCUCCUGUCCACGGUGUAGCUGGACGCCAAGUCCCGGCCACCCAGUCCGUGCCUCUGCUCGCCCGGCUGCAGCAGGGGGACCCGCGGCUCCUGGUCCCCUCCCCGGCCGCUUAGCCCCGCAGACGUGGCCAUGGGGUGCGGGCUCAGGAAGCUCUCGGACCCCGAGGACAGCAGUCCUGGGAAAAUCUUCUCCACCCUCAAGAGACCGCAAGUGGAGACAAAGACGGACACGGCGUACGAGUACUUGCUGCUGGACUUCUGCCUGCAAGCCUUGCCCCACCCAGAAGUGAUCCGGAUACACUCGGUCACCGACAUCCCUGCCCAGGUGGAGGCCUACUACCUCCAGGGCUACGUGGUGGGGGCUCUGCACCCCAUCCUGCACCCCGCGGGACCCCGGGCGCCCCUGCCUGCAAGCCACCUGUACCGAGCGGUACUGCUGCGGCCAAGAGCCAGCCCCAAGCAGCAGGCAGUGCCCAGCACACAGAGGUGCCAGCGACUGGUCAUCGAGGAGUGUCCAGUGCCCGGGGAUGCACAGACCAGCGACAUCGCGAAGGAGCUGAUGGAGAAGGUCAACGCCGCGGCUCGGGCAGGCAUGAGGUUCAUCGGCUUCGUCCCGCAGCUUUGCCCACCGCCCAGAUGCUGCAACGGGACCGAGACUGGCCAGGGUGUCGGGAUGGAGCCCGCAGAUGCGGGUGCGAGGCCAGGCUCCGACGACAGCUGGAGGAGCACAGACAAGAGACCGGGCAGUGGCAGCGGGCCAGUGUUGGAAGGAGGCACCGGGGAAGAGCCCCACCAGGAGGGCAGCCGGGCCCAGGGGGAGCCUGAGGGCAGCCCCAGCCCCACCAAGCCAAGGAAGGGAGAAGACCCCAGGCUGUACGCGGCCUUCAACGCCUUCGAGGACGAUGCAGGCUGCUGGAGCUACCAGGAGGGCGCCCUGUCCAUGAAGGUGACCAGGAAGGGGGCCGUCGUCAGCUCGCUGGACGCCGACUGGCUGGAGCUGACCACCUUCUACUACAAGCAAGGCUUCUCCCUGACGGACGCCUUUGUGUGCUGGGACCCGCCCAGAGGGGAUCCCUUGCCGAAGUCUCUGGAGGGGUUUUUCAUCUACGAGGAGGAGGGCUCCGGGGUUCCGGGAGCUCCCAGGAGGGGACACGACGCCAUUGUGGUGGAGCAGUGGACCGUCAUCGAGGGCGCCUCAGUGAAGGCAGACUAUGGCCCCCUGCUGCACACCCUGGCAGAGUUUGGAUGGCUGCUGACCAGCGUGCUGCCCACGCCUGUGCUGAGACAGGACAGGGACGGGAACCUGGCUACGAAGCAGGUCGUCUUCCUGCAGAGGCCAGCACUGCGCAGCUCGGUGGCCCGGAGCCUGGAGGGUGAAGGCCGGAUCCUGAGAGGCGAGAACCAAAACCAGGCCUGCAGCGGGAGCCCUGGCUCCAAGGGGUGCACACAGCCACCACAAGAGGGCAGGUCCCCCGCCCAGGGUGGCCUUCAGCCCUCAUCCCUGUCACCAUCCCUGUCUGGGGAGGACUGGGCCAAGGAGAGGAGCCCCGGCCAGGGCCACAGUGCCCUCCGGGAGCUGGACGACAGCCAGGGUGACCCUGAGGAUGGACUGAUGCAGGUCACCUGCAUGUGACAGGGAUGUGGGACAGGGCUGGGCCUCCCGGGACCUGUGGGCUCUGCCGGCGGCCUCGCCAGGUCCUUCCUCCAGUCCGUGUAAGCUGGGGCUUGAGCUCCCAGGAAAAGAGGAAUAGCCAAGGUGUUCGUAUGUUUAGAAUCACGUUUACACUCCGCCAACUAAAACGUCCAGCAGGAGACCCACUGGGGGCAGCAGUAACCUCUCCGGUUCUCACCGGGUCCACCCGCAACGUGCUUCCUCACCCUACUAAGAAGACUGAACAUCCCAACCGGGCUGCUCUGGACAGCCUUCCACCCAUGAGAGCGUGGAUGAGCCCGUCCUAAGCUAAAAGUGAAUCAUUCCUCCUCCGCCCCCCACCUCCCCAUCUCUGUCACACACACACUGAUGAUUAGUGAAAGUAAAUAACUAUUCUCUGAACAUAACAGCCCAGAUUUUGCCUUUGAUGAUGGCAUGUAUGUACAAAGCAAGCCCUGAUUUGUUAAAAUAUUCUUUGAGCCAGAAUCUUUUUUGUGUGCCUUGGAUUGUAAGGGUCAUUCUGUGUGCAACCCGAUGCUGACAUGCUGUGCGUCCAUGGUGCCAGCCUCGGUGGCACAGUGCCCACAAGGCACAUCUGUGUGCAAAGCGCACCCUACAGACAUUUUCAAAAGGGCUGCGGGCAGAGCUCUGUGCAAAGCCCUGGUUCAAGCCGCAGGACCAGGAACACAGCCCACACCGCACAGAGCCCAAGCCUUACAGACAGACGUAAAGACUGCGGUCCACAGAAGGAUUUGACUUCCUCUUUUAAACCAUGAACACUGCAAAGGGGAAACUUGAGUCUCCUCUUCCACCUAGAUGUGUGCCGGCCUCUCUUUGGAUUUGCUAACACCUAGUGACAGAGGUCCGGGAUUCGAGUCCUGGGAGGGAAUGUCUCAGUCCCCCUCAAGGUGAGGACAGUGUUCUCCCAGGCCUGUCCACAGAAGCCCAGCCUCAUCUGGUCUGACGGGAUGCAGCAACACCUUUCCUGAGAUGUCCGGAAGGCUUGAUUGGCAGAGCAGCCCCUUCCCGUGAACGACAGCUGGUCCCGUUAUAUAUUUUUAUUAGCAUUGAUGUUGACAUUGUAAGAUUUUUGGAAUAAUAAAAUGUCAUUUGUUAUUGCA